UGGAGCUAACGUUAAUGCCAGUAAUAAGUCAGGUGUUACACCACUGUGUCUUGCUGUUGAAAAAGAAAAUGUAGAAGCUGUUGCGAUGUUGUUAGACAGAGGGGCGGAUAUUAAUGCUAUAUCAUAUAACGAUUAUUCUGACUUUUCUCGUCGCAUCUAUUAUGAAGAAAUUGCUGAUUUUCUUACACAGCAUAUAGUUAAGAUAAAAGCUGCAAAUUUAUUUGUAAGUGAACAAUUAGUAUCAUUAUGCAGCAAUUAUGAAAUAAAAGAUUUACAGGAUGAAUGUGAAAAAGAAGUCGCUAUCAUGAAGAAUGAGAAAAUUAGUAAUACUACCAUAUCAUUUUACGAUAUCUUGAUAAAAGAUACAAAUCAAGUAGCAAUAUACAUGAGAAAUGAAAAUGUAGUGCAGGUUUUAAGAUCGGACGAGUAUAAAACAAAAUUUCCAAUAUACUCUAGCAUGAUAAAAAAUCAGUUCAGAAAUGGUAUGGAAAGAAAAGAGUUGCUUGAACAAGGCACUAAAAGUUUGUAUUUUUUCUGUAAUUGUCCUGAGCUACCACGUGAGUGUAUUGAUCAAAUAUUUAGUUACCUAAGUGAUACUGACAUAAGAAUUUUAAUAGAUGCUUGGAAGUCUGUUAGUGUCAGUAAUUUUAAUACUGAUGUUAAUGAUGAUAGAAAUUACUUCAAAUACAUCUAAAGUGCUAUAAAAUUAUCGUUGCUUUUAUAACUGCUACUAUUGUAAAGAAAUUGCUGAGAUUCUUGAACAGCAUAUAGUUAAGAUGGAAACUGCAAAUUUAUACGUAAGGGAACACUUCUCAAUGAGUCGCAAUCACAAAAUGAAAGAUUUACAGGAUAAAUGUGAAAAAGAAGUAGCAAUCUUGAAGAAUGAAAAAAUUAGUAAUACUAACAUAUCAUUUCAUGAUAUUUUGAUAAAAGAUACAAAUCCAUUAGCAAUAUAUAUGAGAAAUGAAAAUGUAGUGCAGGUUUUAAGAUCAGACGAGUAUAAAACAAAAUUUCCAAUAUACUCUAGCAUGAUAAAAAAUUAGUUCAGAAAUGGUAUGGAAAGAAAAGAGUUGCUCGAACAAGGCACUAUAAGUUUCUAUUUUUUCUGUAACUUUCCUGUGCUACCAUUUGAGUGUAUUGAAAAAAUAUUUAGUUUCUUAAGUAAUAAUGACAUAAAAAUAUUAAUAGAUACUUGUAAAUCUGUUAGUAUCAGUAAUCUUAAUAACUGAUAAUUAUGAUGUAGCAAUUACUUGAAAUACAUCUCUAAAGUGAUAUUUUUUUUUUUUUUUUUUAUUAGGUAUUUAACGUGCCUGUAGCUCUAAUUAGGCUAUUAGACACAUUUAUGUCGAAGAUCAAGAUUUUUCUUUUUCGAAGUCAAUUUGUGCAGUUCUUUUUGUUCCUACUACCACGCGAUACACGGCCGUCUUUU
Messenger RNA from Pseudomyrmex gracilis, 1429 nucleotides. RefSeq lists its product as uncharacterized. Lineage: Eukaryota; Metazoa; Arthropoda; Insecta; Hymenoptera; Formicidae. The coding region runs from base 86 to 694 and encodes 202 amino acids. The record is from RefSeq and is a predicted model, not a curated record. The transcript is spliced from 2 exons.